AUGUGCUACAGUGUCAAUGAGAACGGCACACUACGGGCCAUUGACGAUUGGGCUGACAAUGAGAAAAUGGUUGAUGGCGAAAAAGGCUGCCUUGCAGCAAUCUCGAAGCUGAAAAGCCAACAUCCGCACAUCAAGACACUUGUUUCGAUCGGUGGUGGCUCUAGCAGCAAAGAGUUCCCUGCUCUCGCGGCAAACAAAACAGCCAGACAAACUUUUGCGCGUCGGAUCAGUGAAUUCUGCGUGACCCAUCAAUUUGACGGUGUUGAUAUUGAUUGGGAACACCCUCAGACCCCCGAAGCAGGAAGGAACUAUGUUCUUUUUCUUCAAGAUAUUCGCAACGUCAUGCCACACUCUCAAUUUCUACUAACGAGCGCUCUGCCCACGGGCGAAUACUGUCUGAAGCAUCUCAACCUGCCAGUCGUGGCUCACUUGCUCGACUUUCUCAACCUCAUGGGCUACGAUUUCACAGGAGGAUGGACUGAUGUAUGUGGACAUCAUGCACAACUUUUGCCUCCGAGUCGGAAUCUCAACGAAGUAUAUCCGACACUCCGUAAGUCGUGUCAACGCGGCGUUGAUUUCCUGAUUGCGAACGGCUUUCCUCGUCACAAAAUCGUCCUUGGGAUCCCAGUAUACGCCAGAUACUUUGGCGAGGCGCGAGGACCAGGCCAUCCUUUCAAGGGUUCAGGUGAGAUUGAUUAUUGUGAUUUGCCGGAUGAGUGGGUAGCAGAUGCCAAGGUCGAUCAAAGUGUUGCAGCGGCAUCUUUUGUCGACAACAAGGGGGAUAAAGGGUUUGUGUCGUUUGAUGUUCCCAGCACUGUUUCCAUCAAGGCACGGUAUGCCAAAGCUUUGGGCUUGGGCGGUUUGUUCUACUGGACGGGCGCUGGCGAUCGAAAAGGCCGUGAGAGUCUGGUCACCGCAGGAUGGACAACACUCAAUUCCGAGUAA
This is a messenger RNA of Fusarium poae, 945 nucleotides long. RefSeq lists its product as uncharacterized. Gene Ontology annotation, molecular function: chitinase activity; chitin binding. The transcript is spliced from 3 exons. Gene Ontology annotation, biological process: carbohydrate metabolic process; chitin catabolic process. NCBI's taxonomy places the organism in Eukaryota, Fungi, Ascomycota, Sordariomycetes, Hypocreales, Nectriaceae. Bases 1 to 945 code for a protein of 314 amino acids. Gene Ontology annotation, cellular component: extracellular region. The record is from RefSeq and is a predicted model, not a curated record.